CAGCAUGAAAUGGGCUUCACACAUUAUACCCAUACAUGAAUCGAGCCUGGGUCUUCGGCGCGACGAGCGAACGCUCUAAUCACUACGGUACCCCACCGCGCCUAUGCUGACAUGUUCCUGAGAUAAUCUUUUCAAGUCCAGUUGAACUACACACAAGGAAAUACACACAUUAAUACUUUUCUCAUCUCUAACAACGAAUAGUGAUGGCUAUCGCUCACAACAUGCAGAUCGAUAAUCGGAAUUCAGUCAUCGAUCAAUAAUCGAUUGUAAUUGUAAAGCCCACCACAGAACUCAUGUGGGCCAAAACGGCACACAAUCACAACAAACGAAACAGGCACCUAUUAAUAAUAAUAAUAUCGAAGAUCGAUUAUACUUCAAGUUAAGACACACACGCAAAUUGCAAUUGGUUGUUUACAUUGCAGUUUAAUGACUCAGGAAAAUGCUUUCAUUGUUCAUGUCUUAAUAUAACAAACAUAACGAUUAGAAACAUACUUUCUAAAUUUAGUUUUGAUGUUUCAUUUUUUAUAAAUAUUGAUUAGUCCCCUGAGCUCAUUGAUAAUCGCUGACACAAGCAACGUCGAUCAAUUGACCAAUUAUUUGAUCAAUCGCUUCAGCACUAUGAAAUACCCAGUGAGAAAUAAUGCAUGUCACUCAAUUCUUGGUGGUUGGUGUGGGCACAGGAUAGUGUCUCUCUAACGCUCAGGCGACAGGUUUCUCCAGACGUGGACCUGAUUGGUACGAUUGGUGGAGGAAAUACAUCCGCGGACAUCAUAACACCUCCUACAUGUUCAUAACGUUCAUGGACCCGCCUGGAGACAAUGUUUCUUCCGUCAUGUCUCUGCAGUAAGUAGGAACCUGGAUUCGUCACUAAACCAAAUGCGUGGACAGUUCCGUAGGUUCCAGGUAGUCAUAUUGUUAAACCAACGGAGACGUUGAGCGCGAUGGUGACGACGUAGCACGGACCUGGCGUAGGGUCUCCUGGCUCUCAGUCCAAUCUCUCUCAACCUGUUCCGAACAGAAAUCCUCCGAUAUCCUACGAAGUCCAGACACCCUGGUUGCUGCACUCUCACCCGUGGCAGUACUAUCACGCAAAUAUAGUACCCGGAUGUACCGAUCUUGGGUUGCAGUGGUGACUCGAGGUACGGAAACCCCUUCCUGUACGGUGACAGUCAUUUGUUAUGCCAGUUUGGUUGUAACGAGCUGCAAGACUUGAUAUCAUGGUCUCACUUACAUUCAGAUGCUUGGUAACAGAAGAUUGUGACUCUCCAGCCUGCAUUCUUCCAAUGGCGAUGGAGAUGAUAUAUGGUAGUCAGCUUCUAGUUCGAUUGGGUUCGGUCCUUAUUGGGUUCAUCAUCCUCCUUGGCUUCUCCGUUUUCUUCAAGGACCCGAACACCAUCAACAACCAACCUCUGGAGGAGAUCCGGAAAGAGAUCUCAUAUAUCAGGGGCUGUCUCAGAAUAUCAGAAUCAAGCAGCAACACUCAACACAUGUCAACCCAGGGUGAAGAGGGAGUCGAAGCUGACUAUUCACCAGCGAAGGCAUCCCCGUCAUCAACUUCAGCAAAGGCAUCCAAUUCUGAAGCACCAAGAUACCAUCUUCGACCUCGAAACCCGUCCCCGCCAGUCCAAGCCCAGUGCUCAGUGGGGAAUCUCUAUUUAAAACUUCUCCAAGAUUGUCGCCAUUUUGAACAAAACACAAAGAAAAAUGGCAUUCUUGCUCGAGCUGUUUUAGCGGAAAAGAAUUGACUGAUUCAGUAGCCGAUAGACUUUCAUUAAUCAUUUAAAGGAUUAAUUAUGUUGUGUUGUGAUUUGCUUUCUGGAAAGUCAACAGGUCGUAUUUGUAAGAAACAGAGAGAUCUUGCAAAGUUUUUGAAAAUGAAUGGUUUAAGCAUAAAAUGCUUAAAUAGUUAUAUAGGGAAUUGUGAAUAUAAUUCUUUUUAGUGGAAGACAAUCUUUUAGAACCAUCCUCUAGCUUUUU
Molecule: messenger RNA, 1977 nt
Organism: Haliotis rubra (blacklip abalone)
Lineage: Eukaryota; Metazoa; Mollusca; Gastropoda; Lepetellida; Haliotidae
Exons: 5
Coding region: 1218-1745 (175 amino acids)
Source: RefSeq, a predicted model, not a curated record